Messenger RNA from Apis florea (little honeybee), 2299 nucleotides. Its product is annotated as T-complex protein 11-like protein 1. Gene Ontology annotation, biological process: signal transduction. The record is from RefSeq and is a predicted model, not a curated record. NCBI's taxonomy places the organism in Eukaryota, Metazoa, Arthropoda, Insecta, Hymenoptera, Apidae.
ACUUAUAGAGGACGCUAUUAUUUCAAAUCUAGAUAUACACCUAAGUUCACUGUUGAACAUCAACCUAACAAGUUGUAAAUACACAAUUUAUAAUUGUUUGGAACAAAAUUGAUUUCUCAAUAUGAUAAUUUAUAUAUAAAAUUACUGAUAAAUUUAAAAUAGAAAUGUGAAUUGUAUUAUGACAAAAACUGAAAUAUUUUGGUAAAGCAUCAAGUCAGAUAUCAUUUUACGCAUUUCGACUUUUUUAGUGAAACUACAAAGUUUGACCUCCUUUUCUUCAAUAUCCAUUGCAUUUAAGUACCAGCUGUUUCUGAAUGCAGAUCAUGCUACAACAAAACGUUUAAAUCAAAUAUUAAUCAUGCCAGAUAGGAAUAAAGUUUUGGUUGGUGCUGGAGUAAUAUGGGGUAUUACUCUUUGCUGUUUCUUCAUUAGUCGCAAACUUCCAGGAUCAAUGGCACUGUUAAAUUUUAUUCCUGGUAUUUUAUUUUGGAAUCAAAAAAUGGAAAAUGAUGAAAAACAAAAAUGUAAUAUAAAUGAAGCUAGUACAUCUGUACCUGUAGAUUAUCAAUCUGAUUCUCAUAUUGAAUCAGAAGAAGAAAAUAUAAAAGGGCAAAAAACAGCAAAUUUCAUGGCAAGCGGAUUAAUAGGAGCUUCGCCGCCGAAAUUUGUUUCUCUUGAAGAAAUUAUAAAAGCUGCAAAUGGUAUGAAAAAUAUGGCGUUAGCACAUGAAAUUGCGGUGGAUAAAAAUUUUCAAUUACAAAAACUUGAGCCUGAUGAUGGUACAUUCCAUAGAAGAGUAAAAGAAAUUAUGCAUAAGGCUUUCUGGAAUUUGUUAGCAGAGCAAUUAGAAGAAGAUCCUCCAAAUUAUACUCAGGCAUUGGUUUUAUUAAAAGAAAUUAAAGAAACAUUAGAUGAAUUAGUAUUACCACAUCAUGCAAAAAUUAGAGAAAAUUUGAAAGAAAUACUUGAUGUGGAUUUAAUUAGACAACAGGCAGAAAAUGGUGUUUUGGAUUUCCAUCAUUAUGCACAAUAUGUAAUAUCAAUUAUGAGUAAAGUUUGUGCACCAGUAAGAGAUGAAAAGAUUCGUGAACUUAAUCAAAAAACAGAUGUCAUUGAAAUAUUUAAAGGCAUAAUGGAAAUAUUACAAUUAAUGAGACUUGAUUUAGCAAAUUUUACUAUUACUAUGAUGAGACCAAAUAUAGUUGCUUCAAGUAUUGAAUAUGAAAAAGCUAAAUUUGCCGAAUUCUUAAAAGUUAAUACAAAUGGUCUACAAUUCACAGAAAAAUGGUUAUUAAGGCACUAUGAUCCAACAAAAAUUACAAGCAAUUCAUCCGAUGUUAAUGCUGUGCGUCAGCUUACACAUUGUCUUUUAACUGAAGCGUAUCUUGAUCUUUUAGAAUGGGAUUUUAAUCCAGAUGCAGAAACAUUAAUGCUUGAUCAAGGUAGAUUACUUGAAUUGCGUGAUAAAACUAGCAGAUUAAGCAUUAUAGGAUCUAUAAUAUUGUUAGUAAAUAAUACAGUUGGUGCACCAAUUCAUGGAGUAUCAAGUUUUAAGAAAAAUAUUAAACAACAUCUUAAUGUAUUAUUAGAUUCUGUACAUUCAAAUAAGGAUUUGGAAACUGUAAUGCCAAAUAUUGUAUUGCAAGUGAAAACAGAUUUAGAAACAACAUUACGAGAAAUUGGUUUUACUCUUUUAUCUGUAGAAAUGGAAUCAUUAUUGGAAGGACAAAUAUUGGAUCUUAUCAAUCCUGGACAUAAAAUUAGACAUCUUAUAAAUCUGAGAAUUCGUCAAUUUUUACAAAAAAUAAUAUUAUCUCAAUCUGCGGCACCGCAACAAGUUCCACCUGGGCUUUCAUCACUUCAAGAAGAAUUAACAGCUAUAGUAGCUCAAUUCUUAAUACUUAUUUCUCAUAAUCGAAGUGUAUUUGGAGAAUAUUAUCAAGAAAUUAUAACCAAUGCACUUAUUAAAAAAGAAAUUGAGAAUAAUAAAGAUACAAGUGCAAUUCAUACUAUGGACUUAUAAAACAAUUAAGAUUUUAAAUCAAUUUUUGUAAGGGAAACAUUAUAUUAUGUGUUCAUAAAAUAGCACAUUAAUUAAAAAAAAUAAGUAAUAUAUAUUUUAAAGUAACACUUCAUUUGUUUUCAUAAAUUAAGUUUUCUAACAAAAAAGAAAAGAAUAUUGAAAUAUAAAAACAAAAACGUUAUAUAGAAAGAUUCUGAUGUUGAUAUAAGUUAUAAAUAACAUUAUAACAAAUUAACAAAUAAUAGAUAUAUAUAUAAAGAGGAAAAAACAUCUUUU